CCACCAUACCCCUUCCCGAACAUGACUGUCUAUCGUCUCAUGACAUGGAUAAAUUCUGGGAGCCACCAAAAGUCGCAAACAGAAGUGAUGUGUCUUGUUCAGGAUGUGAUUCAAGCCAAGGACUUCAAUCAGAAGGACUUGGACAGGUUUUCAGUCAGACAAUGUCUACAAGCACUGGACAAUCAUGCUACAAACAAGGAGUCCGCUGUAUUUCCUGAUGAUUGGGUUGAGGCAGGUAUCAACAUUGACAUCCCUAUGAAGACAAAGGAUGAACAGUCUCAAACAUUCAGCGUCCCGGGUUUUCAUUAUCGGCCCCUCACAGCAGUCAUCCAUUCCGCAUUUGCCGACAUCCAAGCCAAUGCUUUUCAUCUUUUUCCGUUCAAACACUUGUGGAAAGAUCCUAUCGACAACCAAGAACAACCCGUGUUUGAUGAACUAUAUACCUCUGAGUCAUGGCUUGAAGCUCAGGACGACCUGCAGCAGCAGCCAAAAGAACCAGGUUGCUCACUUGAACGUGUUAUCGCGGGGCUCAUGUUUUUUUCAGAUGCAACUCACCUUGCAAACUUUGGAACAGCUAAAGCCUGGCCUCUCUACCUAUACUUUGGAAAUCUGAGCAAGUACACACGUUCAUCUCCCACAUCUGGUGCGUGCCAUCUUGUAGGAUUUUUCCCUUCAGUAUGGCAUUAA
Messenger RNA from Suillus bovinus, 687 nucleotides. RefSeq lists its product as uncharacterized. NCBI's taxonomy places the organism in Eukaryota, Fungi, Basidiomycota, Agaricomycetes, Boletales, Suillaceae. The transcript has a single exon. The record is from RefSeq and is a predicted model, not a curated record. The annotation marks the transcript as partial.